GGUGGUCUUACCGGGUUGCUCUUGACAGUUGUUGUCGAUCCUCUGUGUUAUUUUGGGCAAAAAUGGGGAAGGAUUUAUGGGAAUCGUUUCAAAAUCUAAAUCUGGGCUCAGAAAGAACUCCACUAAAGAUGUCAGUUGAAGCGAGGCGUUCCCGAGAUGCGGAUAAUCGCUUAAGCCUAAUUGUCAGAAGUUUAAAUCCUCACCAUCAGAAACCAAUCGGGAUCAAGGGAGCUUUGCCCAAAGCUUGGCGAUUAGAUGGACGAAUCACGAGCAGGAUAAAUGACGAUGGUUCAGUUCAAUUCUUCUUUAAGGCAGAGCAUCAUCUUAUGUGGGUUCUAGAAAAUGGUCCUUGGCAUCACAAUCUCUGGAUGGUUGCAAUUGAUAGAUGGACCAAUCGAAAUCUUCCAACUUUCCUCUCCCAAAUCUCCUUUUGGGUUAAAAUUCUGCAUAUUCCAGAAGACUUUCGAACAGAUCCAGUCAUAAGAGAAGCAGCAGGGGUUCUUGGGCACAUUGAUGAAACCAAAAUUAUUGAAGCCACUGCCGAGUCUGAAGGAGAAGUCUGGGCUCAUGUUACCAUGGACAUCACUAAGCGUCUAAUUUUUGUCAGAUCUAUUGAGUUUGAGCCUGCAGUACCUCCGGUUCAAAUUCGAUUUAUCUUCUCUAAGUUAAGAAAGUUCUGCUUUACUUGUGGGUCUCUUUUACAUGAUGAAUCAAUUUGCGAUACUGGAUCUCCAGUUCUCCAAUUGCAGAAUGAUGCACUUCGACAUGGUGCUGAGCCGAUGCAAGGGGUAAACCAAGAGGAAGAUGAAGCCAUGAAUGACCAAUCAGAAUCAUCAAACCAUGUAAUUGGCACCAUGAAUCCUCCUCUGUUGAGAGGAACCAACAGUUUGUCAAUUACUCCAGAGUUUCAACCUAUAGCUGUCAAAGAAAUGGAAGGAACAUCUAAGGUCUCUCAGAGCCGAAAAAGAUUAGCUGUGCAGAUGGAUUCUCAGAAUAAGAAUUCUGUCACUGAAGUGAGUGAGAACCGUAUUGCUCAACCUGAUAACCCAAUUGAAGCUGUAGGUCAAACUGAUCCCAUGUCCAAGGAGGUAGUUGAGGAGCCUAGUCAUUGUUUGGAUAGAGGUCAGAAAAGGAAAGGAGACAGCUUGUUGGAGGAGGAUCAAGCUUUAACUAGUAAACCGAGAACCAAAGACAUCAGGAAGUCUUCUAAACAUGAUGUCAUGUUCCUCGUUGAAACUAAGAACGGCUAUAGUUAUGUGAAUAACUUAUGCAAGGAUCUUGGCUACGCCCAUAGUUUUGUUGUAAAUCCGGAUGGGCUCAGUGGUGGAAUGGCGGUUUUUUGGAAUGAUCGCGUUCAAAUAGACUUUUUGGAGACGCCAACGCUCUAUUACACUGAUAUGUAUAUAUCGGAAGACGGUACUCCGCACACCUUUUGUCUCACUUAUCUCUAUGGACAUCCGGAGAAAAAACAGAGAAAUGAGCUGUGGAAAUAUAUGACUCGCCUAGCAGCAUUGGGUUUAUAUCAAAGUAAGCCUAGACUUGUUCUCGGAGAUUUCAAUGAUAUAAAGAGUAAUGAGGAGAAAUCUGGAGGACCACGCAGAGCAGAGUCAAGUUUUAGAAUUUUUAGACAGAUGCUCAAUUCCUCAGGAUUACAUGAAGUCAAAACGUUUGGAGGCAAGUACACUUGGAUUGGACAGAGGUGUAAUCACAGAGUAAAAACAAGGAUUGAUAAGGUUGUGGCUACUGCUGAAUGGCAAGAUCUGUUCCCUAAAGCUCAUGUCCAAUUAUUACCAUGGGGAGGAUCAGAUCAUCGUCCUAUUCUCCUGGAUACCAGCGAUAAAAAAUGGCGAGGUCACAAACUCUUCAGGUAUGAUAAUCGAUGGCGCUUUGAAUCAGAAGUUAAAAAUGAAAUUCAGAGAGUUUGGCUUACACAGUGUCAAGACAUUCCUGCGGCCAAUUUUAAUGAAGCAAUUAAGAAGUUUAGAAACAGCCUCUCAAGAUGGAAGUCUACACACAUCAACAAUUCCCAGAAAAAAAUCCAAGAGCUUAAGAGGUUGUUGCAUCAAGCAUAUGAAGCGGACCCAAUCAACUAUGCUCUUAUUCAUGAUCUUAAAGCUGACCUUGCUAAAGAAUACAGAAAUGAAGAAGAAUACUGGCGCACUAAGAGUAAGAUCCAAUGGCUUCAAGCAGGAGAACUGAGGUAUAAGGAUGAAGAUCUACAUGGUAUCAUUGAGGAAUAUUUCACCAAUCUCUAUACUUCACAAGGGCCUCAGAAUAUGAGUGCUAUUCUGGACUGCCUUCAGCCUAGAGUGACCACCGAAAUGAAUGAAAGUCUAACCAAGCCCAUCACCGAAGAAGAACUAUAUAAAGCUCUUCAACAAAUGAGUAGAGACAAAUCUCCAGGACCCGAUGGGCUGGGAGCAGCCAUAACCAUGGCUCACACUCUCGGCCUCACUCAACCCAACUCCAUUGAGCCUCACAAGAUCUCGUUCUCUGCGAAGGAGAUCGAUGUUACGGCAUGGAAAGGAGACAUACUCGUAGUUGGUGUGACAGAGAAAGACUUAGGCAAAGACGGUAACUCAAAGUUUGAGAAUCCGAUCUUGAACAAGCUCGAUACUCACUUGAGUGGACUCUUAGCUCAAGUCUCUUCCGAGGAGGAUUUCACUGGAAAACCUGGUCAAUCAACUGUUCUUAGGCUUCCGGGUCUCGGAUCAAAGCGAAUCGGUUUGAUCGGUCUCGGACAAUCUGUUUCGUCUCCGGUGGCUUUUCAUACCCUUGGUGAAGCUUUAGCUACAGUUUCAAAAGCUUCUCAAUCUAGUAGUGCUGCUAUUGUGCUUGCUUCAAGUGUUUCUGAUGAAUCUAAGCUUAGUUCUGCAUCAGCUUUAGCUUCAGGCAUAGUGCUUGGUUUGUUUGAAGAUGGUAGGUAUAAGUCUGAAUCAAAGAAACCAUCUUUGAAAUCUGUUGAUAUCAUUGGAUUUGGAACUGGUCCUGAGCUAGAAAAGAAGUUGAAGUAUGCUGAAGAUGUUUCUUACGGUGUGAUUUUCGGGAGAGAACUCACUAAUUCUCCUGCCAAUGUGCUUACUCCUGCUGUACUAGCUGAGGAAGCAGCAAAAGUGGCUUCUACGUACAGUGAUGUCUUCACUGCAAACAUCUUGAACGAAGAGCAAUGCAAAGAGUUGAAGAUGGGUUCUUAUCUAGCUGUUGCUGCUGCUUCGGCUAAUCCCCCUCAUUUCAUCCACCUUGUCUAUAAACCUUCCAGUGGCUCUGUUAAAACCAAACUUGCUCUUGUAGGAAAAGGAUUGACCUUUGACAGUGGUGGCUACAACAUUAAGACUGGACCAGGCUGCUUAAUUGAGCUCAUGAAAAUGGACAUGGGCGGCUCAGCUGCUGUUCUUGGCGCUGCGAAAGCUAUUGGUGAGAUUAAGCCUCCUGGUGUUGAGGUUCAUUUCAUCGUUGCCGCCUGUGAGAAUAUGAUCAGUGGAACCGGAAUGAGACCUGGAGAUGUCAUCACAGCCUCGAACGGAAAGACCAUUGAGGUUAACAACACAGAUGCUGAAGGUCGUUUAACACUUGCAGAUGCGCUAGUGUAUGCUUGUAACCAGGGCGUCGACAAGAUUGUUGACCUUGCUACUUUGACUGGGGCCUGUGUUAUUGCUCUUGGGUCUUCAAUGGCAGGGAUCUAUACACCGAGCGACGACCUUGCACAGGAAGUGAUUGCUGCAUCAGAAAGGAGUGGAGAGAAGCUGUGGAGGAUGCCACUGGAAGAGAGCUAUUGGGAGAUGAUGAAGUCUGGAGUGGCUGAUAUGGUCAACACAGGCGGGCGUGCAGGAGGUUCCAUCACCGCAGCUCUCUUCUUGAAACAGUUUGUGAGUGAGAAGGUGCAAUGGAUGCAUAUCGACAUGGCUGGACCAGCGUGGAACGAGAAGAAGAAGUCUGGGACCGGGUUUGGUGUUGCUACGCUUGUUGAAUGGGUACAGAAGAAUUCAUCUUCGUGAAUGAAACCUAGAGAGACAGAGAAAGAGAGAGACCGUAGAGUUUUUCAGGUGUUGAAGUGAUUGCUGGUUUUUAAUAAGGUCUCAAAAGUUACUGUGUUUUCAGAUGUUCUUAACUUGUUAUGAAAAGUAAAGUCGUCAAAAGUUGAAUAAAAAGUGGUUCUUUGC
Arabidopsis arenosa is the source of this 4160-nucleotide messenger RNA. The record is from the annotation of a GenBank genome assembly. Lineage: Eukaryota; Viridiplantae; Streptophyta; Magnoliopsida; Brassicales; Brassicaceae.